Nilaparvata lugens (brown planthopper) is the source of this 3750-nucleotide messenger RNA. RefSeq names its product histone-lysine N-methyltransferase MECOM-like. The record is from RefSeq and is a predicted model, not a curated record. Bases 199 to 3162 code for a protein of 987 amino acids. Gene Ontology annotation, molecular function: RNA polymerase II cis-regulatory region sequence-specific DNA binding; DNA-binding transcription activator activity, RNA polymerase II-specific. Gene Ontology annotation, biological process: regulation of transcription by RNA polymerase II. Lineage: Eukaryota; Metazoa; Arthropoda; Insecta; Hemiptera; Delphacidae. The transcript is spliced from 8 exons. Gene Ontology annotation, cellular component: nucleus.
ACGACCGCAAGCGGAGGCAGCAGCAGCAGCGUGAAAGGUGUCGCCGCCAGCCGGCAGGUGUCGUUGAGUCGUUGUCGCGUUUUGUCUGCCUGCCGUCACAGUCGCAACUCGCUACUCGCUGAUCGCUGCUCACAUGUUGUCGUUUGCCAGCUACCCUCCUCGUCCAUCUCUUGUCCCCGUCUUCCUCUCUCCAAGACAAUGAGGUCUAAGCCUGUCGCCCGUCGCCUCCAGCAAGGUGAGGAGCUGAGCAGCAAUAUGGCUUUGGAUUCGACAGACUCCAAUCAACCUCAAGGAAGCAGUGAAGAUGGAGGCGAAAUAGAGGUGGGGAACGAGAGCGGCGAUGAGGUGGAUUUGGACUUGGAGCAGGAUCAGGAACAGGAACAGGAACGGGAACGGGAGAAGGCAGAUGAACAGGACAGAGAGAGAGCGAGAGUCCUGCUACCCAAGGAGCUUGAGCUGAGAAGUGACGGAGUGUGGACUCGCUCCCCCUUGGCAGACCGCUCCCGCUACGGGCCCUUCCAAGGCAAGUGGCUCAACAAGCCUAUCGACCAGAGGUUUGCCUGGACGGUGCGGGUUGGCGCGAACCGGGGUUACUUAGACGCGACCCUCGAAUGCUCUAACUGGCUAAAGUUUGUUCGCUCCACUAGUCACGGCGCGGCUCAAAACGUGCGUGCCUUUCUUGUCGCUGGUCAGGUUUACUACGAGACAAUAUCUGCGGUGAGGGCCGGAGAAGAACUCCUUCUUGGACCUAAGGAGCCUUUAGUACUUCAAGACCCGCUGCAGGAGUUCACGACCACAUCGGAGGAUCGCAGUGAUAGAGAAUCAGCUUCUCAACAUUCAGGAACUGUUGAUGAAGAUCGUGAUGAGGAAUGCGACUAUGAAGAAGAUUACAGAUGUGAAGAAUGCGACAAAACAUUCAAUGACAUCAAUAGGUUAGAAGUGCACCUGGUGUCGACGCACCACUACAAAGCGGACCAGUUCCGGUGCGAUCACUGUCCGGUGUCGUUCGGCUGUCGCCAGAGCCUGUCGCGACACCUCACCCUCCAGCACGGCGAGCAGCGCAAGUACUCGUGUGAGAACUGCGCCAAGAUCUUCAGCGACCCGAGCAACCUGCAGCGUCACAUCCGCACGCACCACGUUGGCGCACGAUCGCACGCCUGUCAGGAGUGCGGCAAGACCUUCGCCACCUCCUCCGGUCUCAAGCAGCACACACACAUACACUCCAGUUUCAAGCCCUUCCGCUGCGAGGUUUGCAUGAAGUCGUACACGCAGUUUUCGAAUUUGUGCCGACACAAACGCAUGCAUGCUGACUGCCGAUUGCGGAUCAAGUGCGUGAAGUGCGGCCAGACGUUCAGCACGGUGACUUCGCUGACUAAGCACAAGCGCUUCUGCGACUCAGGCUCACCCGCAGGCACACCCCCCGUCGGCCCCCCCUCCACCAUCAUGCCGCACCUGCCGCCGCAGCAGACCAACCCCUUCCUCGCCUACCCGCGCCACCCGGGCGGGCUGCCCUUCUACUCCACCGCUCUCAUCCCACCCUACCAUCUCUUCCACCCUGCCGGGCAUCCCGCCCCAGGAUUCAUCGCCAACAACUUCAUAUUUGGCCCAAAUCCUCAUCAAACCAAACUGCACGAUGAGGAACGAGCCAGAAACGCGUUCAACAUCGAUGCAUACAGUCAGCAGCAAGCAGCCGAACAGAGCUGCACCGAUUCACUGUCACCACCGCAAGACCGGACCGCCACCACUCCACCAGCUCCACUCACCAGUACACCCAGCAAAUUCUCCCCGCCAACCGCUCAAGAGGCUGAUUCCAGUCAGCGACCUUCACCUGCCAGACCUCUCAAUUCGACAAGCUAUGCAAAUCCGGCCUCUGAUAAUGCAUUGAGCUUAGAUGAUAGAGAUAGUCCUAGAUAUUCUUCAAGUGGUGAGAGGGAACCAUCUCCAUUUGAAAACAGCUCAAAAACUCACAAUAAAAAUGAUGAGCAACCUCUAGAUCUUAGAACACAAGAAAAGAGACAACGAGAAGAUGAUGAAGUGAGUGAGAGAGAGCUGACUGAUGAUGAGAGAGAUGAGAGUUUAUCACCAUCAAAACAAAUAAAGCAUGAGGACGAAGAGCAUAAAAAUAUGUCUCCUUACAGAGAACAGUCUGAAGCUAAGCACAAUUCGUCAGCAGACGCAUCGCCUGUAACAGCUUUAGAGAAAGAAUCUCUGUCAGAAAUAUCGAAUAGACUGCCGCCUGCAAUGGCUUGCCCUAGACCAAUUCAUGCAAUGGUACUAGAGGCGUUGUACAGACCACCACCGUUUCCUGAUUUCGGUCCUCCACGCUCAAAGCCCGACUGCACAAGCCGCGAGCACCUGCUGCCUCCACCGCCCCCACUGGCCCCAUUCGGGCCCGGCGCAAGGCCGUUCCACAUGAUGGGUCCUCUGGUAGACAACGGCUCGGCUUUCGGCCGCUCGCCAUUCGACAUGCUGCGGCCGACAGUCGACUACAGCGGCACAGCUGGCAAGCCCUACCGGGAGGUGCUGGGAGCUCACCCGGCCGCCGCUGGUAAACAGAAAGAUCGCUAUGCUUGCAAAUUCUGUGGAAAAGUAUUUCCCCGUUCAGCCAACUUGACAAGGCACUUGCGCACACAUACUGGGGAAAAGCCCUACAAGUGCAAAUAUUGCGAAAGAGUGUUCAGUAUUUCAUCGAAUCUGCAGCGUCAUGUAAGAAACAUACACAAUAAAGAGAAACCAUUCAGAUGCCGGCUGUGUGAACGAUGUUUCGGCCAGCAGACGAAUCUCGACAGACAUUUGAAGAAGCACGAUGCAGCCGCAGAUGGGCUGGGAGCAGCUCCUGACAGUCCCACGAGCAGCGGCAACGAAAACGACCGAGAAGAUACCUACUUCGAUGAGAUCCGAUCAUUCAUGGGCAAAGUGGCGUACGGCACUGGUGUUGUUCCCAUGCCCCCGCCUCCGACAACGCAACCAUUGCAGUACGCCACCCCCGGCAUCAGUCCCUCGGACAGUGCUUCAGACGACGGAUCGCAGUCUCCACCACAGGCCGCAUCACCUCCUCGGCCCCCCGUCGCCUGUGCAGUGCAACUCAAGGCUGGCGCCAAGGACGACUGCAUUCUCAACAACAACACUGCCGAUCCCGAAGCCAUUCGCAUCACUAUUUAGCAAAGUGCAAACCACAAACUCUCAUCAGAAAGUUCCUACCUCCUUUCGAUUUGAUCUCCAACUCAUCAAACUCUAAAUAAAAUUACUCUAAUAAUAAUAAUAAUUUAUCGCCGGAUGUUUCUUUCAAAAAGGUAUGCUUCUUCACGAACAAAUACGGUAUUUAUUGAUAGAUAAGGUUGUCCUCUACAUACGGCAAUAUUGAAAUAUUUCUUCUUUCGGUAUUAGGAGUUUCAAUUUUGAACAAUAUGAUGCAUCUGUUCAAUUACAAAAUCUAAAAUGAUCGUUCUGCCAACAUGAAGUCAGAAAGAUUUAAAAAUGCAUUUAUUUCGAAUGAAAACUAUUUAUUCAGAGACUUAUUGCUAACUGUAAAUAUUACAUUUAAUGUAAAUAAAUUGCAAUUGAAAUAACUGUACACUACUUGUAAGUAAUACAUAUCACUACUGAUUCAUCAAAAAUAAUAUCUGCAAAAUUGUAAAACAAUGAGCUAAACCAUCAUUGUAGUUUUAAUUAUUAAAAUUAGGAUGUAAUCGUGUAAAUAUUGAAUUUAUUUAAUAUUAAAAAUGUUUGAUUAUACUGUUCAAAACGCAA